AGUGCGUUUCAUAACUAGGUUGUGUAAGGACUAAAGUUGACGUAUGAGGACUUUGGAAGCCGGCGGGCUACAAAUGCAGUUCCUCGCCGACUCAAAACAUUGAUUCAACUAGCAACACGGACAGUGAACCAACCAUGAAAACGAACAGGGUCAAAGUAAUUGCAAGUCAAGUGAUUUCAGCUGAACUUGUGGUAGGACUACUACUCACCAUUGUGUAUCGAAUGUUUUCCAGUGUGGCGUUUUCAUCAGAGGGGGAGAGGGUCAGUGAUGGUGGCGCAAGGCUUCAAGUAACGCGUUCACUCGUGUGUGUGUGGGUUGCGAGUAAUGUGAAGUUCAUUUUCUUCAAAAGCAACAUCCAUCCACUUUCUCUUUCUGCACAUUCUGUCUCAAGACUUGUGGCUUCCCUUGCAUUGUUAGGAGCUUGCAGUGAGGGACACAUUGAGGGAAGUAAACACAAAUAUUUUCCCAUGUUGGACAUGGCGGUAUUCUCAUUCUUUUUUCUAAGCAGUUUGACUCUUUUGUUCUUGGAUCACAAUCAGUUUAAAGGCUCUUUGAUACAAUCUGAGCUAUUCACUAAGCCCCAGAAGUUUUUCCUUCAAAUUGAUUUUUUUGCCAACUUCAUUUUUGGCCUGAUGUGGUUGGUUUUUCCAGGAUGGCUGCUUGGGUCACAGAUUAGUGGAUCUGAGGAUAAUCUUCAUCUUACCCGUGCUUUUGGAGCCAUGAUGGUUGGAGACAGCUUUGUGUCUUUUAUCAUUCAGAAGAGAAUGGGAACAGAUGAGGCAUCUGUCUUCGGCAGCCGCGCUAUGGUGACUUUGGCGCUUGUCAUCUUCAUGAUCCACACCCAGCUCACCACAUCUGCAUGGAAAACCCCACAACUCUGUUUGUGCCUGAUAGGGGUCAGCCUCUGGGCUGGUAACUCCAUCCUUGGCUACCUGAGCUCCAAAGAAUUCAGCACAGAGUCUGUAAAUGAUAUAUAUUGCCGUGCUUUGCAGAGAAAGAACGGACAUUACGUACACUAGUUGUUUUGGCUUGCAUUUAAUGCCUUGUGAUGUUUACAACAGUUACCUUGACAAACUAUUUAUACUGUAAAUAUAUUGUGUUAUUGUAAAUAAGAAAUUGAUUAAUUUCUUUGUAAAUAUAAUCCUUUAUAUUUUUCACAGAUUUGUAAAUAAAUGUAUCAUGUGUAAACAUGAAUAGUGACAAAGUUGUCAUUUUAAGUGCUGGUGAACAGCAGUAUGUACAGUACUAGUCAAAAGUUGGGAUACACUUAACUUGACUGAGUUUGUUUCUAAUGAUCUUAAAAAACCUUUGAUCUAAAGGCUUCAAAUGCUUGAUAUUAGUGGUGCCCACAAUUUCCCAGCAUACGUGGGAGCUCCUCCAAUACUGUUGAAAAAGCAUUCCAGGUAGCACCUCAAGAAGUUGGUUAAGAGAAUGUCUAGAGUGUGCAGAGCUUGGCAAAAAGUGGUAUUCUUAAAAAAAUAUUAGAUUAACCAUUUUUUGGUGACUACAUAAUUCCUAUACUUCCAUUUGUCAUUUAAUAUUUUUGACAACUUUACUAUUUAACUAGGUUUUUCCAAACGUUUUAUUGGCAGUGUAUAAAGUAAAGGCUAACAACUGUUAAAGGUAACAACAUCAUCUGCUUUGCCAGCUGUCUGUGACCUGUCUGUCUCACCCCCACGUGUCAAAUCUGUGCACUCAACCAUUUGUUUUUGCCAAUUGCCAUUAUUUCAGAUGAAAUACUUUGGAUGUUCUCACAAGCACAAACUGCAA
Molecule: messenger RNA, 1770 nt
Organism: Myxocyprinus asiaticus (Chinese sucker)
Lineage: Eukaryota; Metazoa; Chordata; Actinopteri; Cypriniformes; Catostomidae
Exons: 6
Coding region: 135-1019 (294 amino acids)
Source: RefSeq, a predicted model, not a curated record